Molecule: messenger RNA, 9832 nt
Organism: Loxodonta africana (African savanna elephant)
Lineage: Eukaryota; Metazoa; Chordata; Mammalia; Proboscidea; Elephantidae
Gene: PIEZO2
Product: piezo type mechanosensitive ion channel component 2
Exons: 54
Coding region: 40-8559 (2839 amino acids)
Cellular component (GO): membrane
Molecular function (GO): mechanosensitive monoatomic ion channel activity
Source: RefSeq, a predicted model, not a curated record
GCUCGCGCGCUGCGCGGACUCUCCGGACUGGCCGGCGAGAUGGCCUCGGAAGUGGUGUGCGGGCUCAUCUUCAGGCUGCUGCUGCCCCUCUGCCUGGCAGUCGCGUGUGCUUUCCGAUACAAUGGGCUCUCGUUUGUCUACCUUAUCUACCUCUUGCUCAUUCCUCUGUUCUCAGAACCAACAAAAGCAACAAUGCAAGGACAUACGGGACGGCUGUUAAAGUCUCUGUGCUUCACCAGUCUCUCCUUCCUGUUGCUGCACAUCGUUUUCCACAUCACACUGGCCAGCCUCGAAGCUCAACACCAUAUCGCACCUGGUUAUAACUGCUCAACCUGGGAAAAGACAUUUCGGCAGAUCGGCUUUGAAAGCUUAAAGGGAGCUGACGCUGGCAAUGGAAUCAGAGUGUUCGUGCCUGAUAUCGGGAUGUUCUUUGCUAGUCUGACCAUCUGGCUCGUCUGUAAAAACAUUGUUCAGAAACCAGUGACAGAAGACACAGCACAAUAUAACCUGGAAUUUGAAAAUGGAGAAUUGACUGGAGGAGAAAAAAUAGAUUCAGAGGAGGCAUUGAUAUAUGAAGAUGAUUCAGAUGGAGGCAAUGGUGUUGAAGGCGACUUGGAAGAAAGCACAAGAUUAAAAUUGUUCCGUAGGCUUGCCUCUGUAGCUUCGAAGCUGAAGGAGUUUAUUGGCAACAUGAUAACCACUGCUGGGAAAGUUGUGGUGACGAUUCUACUUGGUUCAUCAGGUAUGAUGUUGCCAUCUUUGACCUCAUCUGUGUAUUUCUUUGUGUUUUUGGGUCUAUGCACCUGGUGGUCCUGGUGCCGGACUUUUGACCCAUUGCUCUUCAGCUGUCUCUGUGUUCUGCUGGCUAUUUUCACUGCUGGACACUUGAUCGGGCUUUACUUAUACCAGUUCCAAUUCUUUCAAGAAGCAGUUCCACCCAAUGACUACUAUGCAAGGUUAUUUGGUAUCAAAUCAGUCAUUCAGACGGACUGCUCCAGCACCUGGAAGAUCAUAGUUAACCCAGACCUGUCCUGGUACCACCAUGCCAACCCCAUCCUUCUCUUGGUGAUGUACUACACUCUGGCCACCCUCAUCCGCAUCUGGCUGCAGGAGCCCCUGGUACAGGACGAGGGGACCAAGGAAGAGGACAGAACCUUGGCUUGUAGCCCCAUCCAAAUCACAGCUGAGAGACGGCGGAGCCUGUGGUAUGCAACCCAUUACCCAACCGAUGAGCGAAAACUUUUAUCCGUGACCCAAGAUGACUACAAACCAUCUGAUGGCCUGCUGGUGACCGUGAACGGCAAGCCGGUGGACUACCACACCAUCCACCCGCAGCUCCCGAGGGAGAACGGGCCGGCCAAGGCCGACGUGUACUCCACGCCGCAGUACCGCUGGGACACCAGCGCCCAGGCCGCAGAAAAGAAAGAGGAAGAAGAGGACAAGGAAGAAGAAUUUGAAAAGGAAAGGAGCCAUGAGGAAAAGAGAAGCAUCAAAGUUCACGCCAUGGUCUCUGUGUUCCAGUUUAUUAUGAAGCAGAGUUACAUCUGUGCUCUUAUUGCUAUGAUGGCUUGGAGUAUUACCUACCACAGCUGGUUGACGUUUGUGUUGUUGAUUUGGUCGUGUGCUCUUUGGAUGAUUCGCAACAGAAGGAAAUAUGCAAUGAUCAGUUCUCCUUUCAUGGUUGUCUACGGGAAUCUCCUGCUGGUAUUACAGUAUAUAUGGAGCUUUGAACUUCCUGAAAUUAAAAAGGUCCCAGGGUUUUUAGAAAAGAAGGAGCCAGGAGAGCUUGCCUCAAAGAUUCUUUUCACGAUUACCUUUUGGCUACUGCUGAGGCAGCAUCUCACAGAGCAGAAAACUCUUCGACAAAAGGAGGCUCUUUUAUCUGAAGUCAAAAUUGGAAGUCAGGAAAAUGAAGAAAAAGAUGAUGAGCUACAAGGUAUAGAAGUAGAAGGUGAGUCCAAAGAGAAGGAGGAAGAAGAGGAAGCAAAGGAAGAGAAGCAAGAAAGAAAGAAAGAAGAGGAAGAGGAAGGAGAGGAAGAAGAUGACCAGGACAUCAUGAAAGUCCUGGGAAAUUUGGUGGUAGCCAUGUUCAUUAAGUACUGGAUUUAUGUCUGUGGAGGCAUGUUCUUCUUUGUCAGCUUUGAGGGUAAAAUCGUAAUGUACAAAAUCAUCUACAUGGUGCUGUUCCUAUUCUGUGUGGCCUUGUAUCAGGUGCACUAUGAAUGGUGGAGGCGAAUUCUAAAAUACUUUUGGAUGUCAGUGGUUAUUUACACUAUGCUGGUGCUUAUUUUUAUCUACACGUAUCAGUUUGAAAACUUCCCAGGCCUGUGGCAAAAUAUGACUGGGUUGAAAAAAGAAAAGCUUGAGGAUCUCGGCUUAAAACAGUUUACUGUGGCUGAACUUUUCACUCGCAUAUUCAUCCCCACCUCCUUCCUGCUAGUGUGCAUUUUGCACCUCCACUACUUCCAUGACCGGUUUCUUGAACUCACAGACCUCAAGUCCAUUCCCAGCAAAGAAGACAGCACCAUCUACAGACUGGCUCAUCCCGAAGGCAGCCUUCCUGACCUGGCCAUGAUGAACCUGACCGCCAGCCUGGAGAAGCAGGAGGGGAAGAGAGCAGAGGAACCCGGAGAGAAGACCCCAGGGGGUGGCUCGGAGAACACAGAGAAGGGCCAGCCUGGGAAAGACAGUGAGGAGGAUGAGGAGGGUGAGGCUGAAGAGGAGGACUCAGAGGAGGAGGAAGAAACGUCAGACCUGAAGAACAAAUGGCACCUGGUGAUCGACCGCCUCACCGUGCUCUUCCUGAAGUUCCUGGAGUACUUUCACAAGCUGCAGGUGUUCAUGUGGUGGAUUUUGGAGCUGCACAUCAUCAAAAUUGUCUCAUCGUACAUUAUCUGGGUUACUGUGAAAGAGGUGUCUCUGUUCAACUAUGUAUUUUUGAUUUCUUGGGCUUUUGCUCUGCCAUAUGCCAGGCUGCGCCGUCUGGCUUCAAGUGUCUGCACUGUCUGGACCUGUGUGAUCAUUGUCUGCAAAAUGUUGUACCAGCUCCAAACCAUUAAGCCUGAGAACUUUUCUGUUAACUGUUCCUUGCCAAAUGAAAAUCAGACGAACAUAGACCUCGACCAGUUGAACACUUCGAUACUCUACAACGCUCCCAUCGACCCCACAGAGUGGGUUGGCCUGAGGAAGUCUUCCCCCUUGCUUGUCUACCUGAGGAAUAAUCUCCUGAUGCUAGCUAUUCUGGCCUUUGAAGUUACGAUUUACCGACAUCAGGAAUACUAUAGAGGUCGAAACAACCUUACAGCCCCUGUGUCUAAAACCAUCUUUCAUGACAUCACAAGACUACACCUAGAUGAUGGCCUUAUUAAUUGUGCCAAAUAUUUCAUAAAUUACUUCUUCUACAAGUUUGGCUUGGAGACGUGUUUCCUGAUGUCAGUUAAUGUGAUCGGUCAGCGAAUGGAUUUCUACGCCAUGGUCCACGCCUGCUGGCUGAUUGCAGUCUUGUAUCGGCGCAGAAGAAAAGCUAUCGCCGAGAUCUGGCCCAAGUAUUGCUGCUUUCUGGCGUGUAUCAUCACGUUCCAGUACUUCGUCUGUAUCGGCAUCCCACCUGCUCCCUGCAGAGAUUACCCAUGGCGGUUCAAGGGUGCCAGCUUUAACAACAACAUCAUCAAAUGGCUCUACUUCCCUGACUUCAUUGUGCGGCCCAACCCUGUGUUUCUCGUCUAUGACUUCAUGCUGCUUCUGUGUGCCUCCCUACAAAGGCAGAUUUUUGAGGAUGAAAAUAAGGCUGCAGUGCGCAUCAUGGCGGGUGACAAUGUGGAGAUUUGCAUGAACCUUGAUGCAGCCUCAUUUAGCCAACAUAACCCAGUACCAGACUUCAUUCACUGCAGGUCUUACUUAGACAUGUCCAAAGUGAUUAUCUUCAGCUACCUCUUCUGGUUUGUCCUCACUAUCAUCUUCAUUACGGGAACUACCAGGAUCAGCAUCUUCUGCAUGGGUUACUUGGUGGCCUGUUUCUACUUCCUGCUCUUUGGGGGUGAUUUGCUGCUGAAACCCAUCAAGAGCAUCCUGCGCUAUUGGGACUGGCUGAUUGCAUACAACAUUUUUGUGAUCACGAUGAAAAAUAUACUGUCAAUCGGAGCAUGCGGAUACAUUGAGAACUUGGUUCACAACAGUUGCUGGUUGAUCCAAGCAUUCAGCUUGGCCUGCACAGUCAAAGGCUACAAAAUGCCUGAUGAUGACUCAUCAUGUAAACUGCCCAGUGGGGAGGCAGGAAUUAUCUGGGACAGCAUAUGUUUUGCCUUCCUCCUGCUGCAAAGAAGGGUGUUUAUGAGUUACUAUUUCCUACAUGUUGUGGCUGACAUAAAGGCCUCGCAGAUCCUGGCAUCGAGAGGAGCUGAACUUUUCCAGGCCACAAUUGUAAAGGCUGUAAAGGCAAGAAUUGAGGAAGAGAAAAAGUCCAUGGACCAGCUGAAGAGACAGAUGGAUCGCAUCAAGGCCAGGCAACAGAAGUACAAAAAGGGUAAAGAGAGAAUGCUGAGCUUGACCCAGGAGUCGGGGGAAGGCCAGGAUACCCAAAAGCUCUCCGAAGAUGAUGAUGACAGAGAAGCAGACAAACAGAAAGCCAAGGGCAAAAAAAAGCAGUGGUGGCGGCCUUGGGUUGAUCAUGCUUCCAUGGUCAGAAGUGGAGAUUAUUAUUUGUUUGAAACGGAUAGUGAAGAGGAAGAAGAGGAAGAAUUAAAAAAAGAAGAAGAAGAACCUCCAAGAAGGUCAGCGUUCCAGAGAGCUAUUGGGAAGUUUGCAUCAGCCAUUUUAGCCUUGCCAAAGUCUGUCAUUAAACUUCCCAAAACUAUUCUUCAGUAUUUAAUCAGAGCUGCAAAGUUUGUUUAUCAAGCCUGGAUAACUGAUCCUAAAACAGCCCUCCGACAGAGACGCAAAGAGAAAAAAAGGUCUGCCCGAGAACAGCAGAAGCGACGGAGGACAGGAUCUGGGGAGGGUCCUGUGGAAUGCGAAGGCCGAGAGGAUCAACCAAUCAAAAAGAAAUCUGAUGGGCCAGAUAACAUCAUCAAGAGGAUAUUUAAUAUUUUGAAAUUUACCUGGGUCCUGUUUCUGGCAACGGUGGAUAGUUUCACUACUUGGCUAAACUCCAUUUCAAGGGAGCAUAUUGAUAUAUCCACAGUUCUGAGAAUUGAAAGAUGCAUGCUGACCAGAGAAAUUAAAAAGGGCAACGUUCCAACUCGGGAGAGCGUCCACAUGUACUACCAGAACCACAUCAUGAACCUUUCCCGGGAGUCGGGCCUGGACACCAUCGACGAGGCCCCCGGUGCUGCUGCCGAGUUGCAGGCAGCCCAAAGGAUGGACAGUCUAGAUUCUCAUGACAGUAUCUCCAGCUGCUACACUGAAGCAACCAUGCUGUUCUCAAGGCAGUCUACCCUUGAUGAUUUAGAUGGACCAGACACUGUUCCUAAAACCAGUGAGCGGGCUCGACCUAGGCUCCGUAAAAUGUUCAGCAUGGAUGCGUCCUCGUCAUCAGCUGACAGUGGCAGUUUAGCAUCAAGCGAGCCCACGCAGUGCACCAUGCUGUACUCCCGCCAGGGGACCACGGAGACCAUCGAGGAAGUGGAGGCCGAGCAAGAAGAGGAGCUGGUGGGCCCGGCGCCUGAGCUCGAGGAUGCGGACGAUGAGUAUGAGGCUGAGGAUGAGGCGGGGGCCGAGGAGGUCUCCCUCACCCCUGACGCCGAGUUGCCACAGUACUCCACCAUGGAUGGGGAUGUGGAGGCACCACCGUCCUACAGCAAGGCUGUCAGCUUUGAGCGCCUCUCGUUUGGCUCACAGGAGGACUCCACAGGCAAGAACCUCAUGGCGGUUAGCCCGGACGACAGCCGCACAGACAGAAUGGAGUCGAGCGUCUUACCUCCCUUGACACAUGAGCUGACAGCCAGUGAGCUGCUUCUGAACAAGAUGUUUCGUGACGAUGAGCUAGAAGAGUCAGAAAAGUUCUAUGUUGCCCAGCCGCGAUUCUUGCUGCUUUUUUACGCCAUGUACAACACUCUAGUGGCCCGCUCAGAAAUGGUGUGCUAUUUCGUGAUCAUUCUCAACCACAUGGUCUCUGCCUCCAUGAUCACCCUCGUGCUCCCCAUCCUUAUCUUCCUUUGGGCCAUGCUGUCUGUCCCAAGGCCCAGCAGGCGGUUCUGGAUGAUGGCCAUUGUCUACACAGAGGUGGCAAUCGUGGUCAAAUAUUUCUUCCAAUUUGGGUUCUUUCCCUGGAAUAAGAACUUGGAACUGUACAAAGAUAAGCCUUACCACCCACCAAAUAUCAUAGGAGUGGAAAAGAAGGAAGGCUAUGUCCUUUAUGACCUCAUUCAGCUCCUGGCUCUGUUCUUCCAUCGAUCAAUUCUGAAGUGUCAUGGUUUGUGGGAUGAAGAUGACAUCAUCGAGGGUGGCACCAACAAGGACGAAUCAGAAGACGAGCUCUCACUCAGUCACGGCAGAAGGGACUCCUCUGACUCCCUGAAGUCCAUCAACCUGGCAGCCUCGGUGGAAUCAGUGCACGUACACUUCCCGGAGCAGCAGACGGCCAUCCGGAGGGAGAGCUCCAGCUGCAGCUCUCAGGCGUCCCAGACCUCCAACUUUUCCUCAAACAAGUCCAAAAGAGGCAGCACAAGUACCCGAAAUAGCAGUCAAAAAGGAAGCAGUGUUUUGAGCAUUAAGCAAAAAAGCAAAAGGGAACUCUAUAUGGAAAAAUUUCGGGAACAUUUCAUCAAAGCAAAAGCAUUUACCAUAAAAAAGACUCUGCAAAUAUAUGUGCCUAUCAGACAGUUCUUUUAUGACCUCAUCCACCCAGACUACAGCGCCGUGACCGAUGUAUAUGUGCUCAUGUUCCUGGCGGACACUGUCGACUUCAUCAUCAUUGUCUUUGGCUUCUGGGCCUUUGGGAAACACUCGGCAGCAGCAGAUAUCACCUCUUCACUCUCGGAGGACCAGGUACCAGGGCCAUUCCUGGUAAUGGUCCUCAUUCAGUUUGGAACCAUGGUGGUGGACCGGGCUCUGUACCUAAGGAAGACUGUGUUGGGAAAGGUCAUUUUCCAGGUCAUUCUUGUGUUUGGAAUCCACUUCUGGAUGUUCUUCAUCUUACCUGGUGUGACUGAGAGGAAAUUCAGCCAGAAUCUGGUUGCUCAGCUUUGGUAUUUUGUGAAAUGUGUUUACUUCGGAUUAUCUGCCUACCAAAUCCGUUGUGGCUACCCAACACGAGUGCUUGGAAACUUCCUCACAAAGAGCUACAAUUAUGUCAACCUCUUCUUGUUUCAAGGGUUCCGCCUUGUUCCAUUUUUGACUGAGUUGAGAGCUGUGAUGGACUGGGUAUGGACAGACACGACCCUGAGCCUUUCCAGCUGGAUUUGUGUGGAGGACAUUUAUGCUCACAUAUUUAUCCUGAAGUGUUGGCGAGAAUCGGAAAAAAGGUACCCUCAGCCCCGGGGACAGAAAAAGAAGAAGGUGGUGAAGUACGGCAUGGGUGGCAUGAUCAUCGUCCUACUGAUUUGUAUUGUAUGGUUUCCUCUUCUCUUCAUGUCCUUGAUCAAAUCUGUUGCUGGAGUGAUCAACCAGCCCCUGGACGUCUCUGUCACAAUCACCCUGGGAGGAUAUCAGCCUAUUUUCACCAUGAGUGCCCAACAAAGCCAGCUGAAAGUUAUGGACCAGCUAAAGUUUAAUAAAUUUUUGCAUACUUUUUCUAAGGACACAGGUGCUAUGCAAUUUCUAGAAAAUUAUGAAAAAGAAGACAUAACUGUAGCAGAACUCGAAGGAAACUCAAAUUCUUUGUGGACCAUCAGCCCUCCCAGUAAGCAGAAAAUGAUACACGAACUCAUGGACCCCAAUAGUAGCUUCUCUGUUGUGUUUUCGUGGAGUAUUCAGAGAAAUAUGAGUCUGGGUGCAAAAGCAGAAAUAGCAACAGAUAAGCUUUCUUUUCCUCUUAAAAAUAUCACUCGAGAGAACAUAGCUAAAAUGAUAGCUGGCAACAACACAGAAAGCUCAAAAACACCAGUGACUAUAGAAAAGAUCUACCCGUAUUAUGUGAAAGCACCUAGUGAUUCUAACUCCAAACCCAUAAAGCAACUUUUAUCUGAAAAUAAUUUCAUGAAUAUCACCAUCAUUUUAUCCAGAGACAAUACAACUGAAUCUAAUAGUGAGUGGUGGGUUCUCAACCUGACGGGAAACAGAAUAUACAACCAGCAUGCUCAGGCCUUGGAGCUGGUGGUCUUCAAUGACAAAGUCAGCCCCCCUAGUCUUGGGUUUCUGGCUGGCUAUGGUAUCAUGGGAUUAUACGCUUCAGUUGUCCUUGUGAUUGGGAAGUUUGUCCGUGAAUUCUUCAGUGGGAUUUCUCACUCCAUCAUGUUUGAAGAGCUUCCAAAUGUGGAUCGAAUUUUGAAAUUGUGCACAGAUAUUUUUUUAGUUCGAGAGACAGGGGAACUGGAACUAGAGGAAGACCUCUAUGCCAAAUUAAUAUUCCUGUACCGCUCACCAGAAACAAUGAUCAAAUGGACUAGAGAAAAGACAGAUUGAUAUCUUAGGACAAAGACAGCACAUAAAGUUGACAUGUGAAUUUUCAAAAAAAGCACAAUAUUCUUAUAAGAGCAAAGCAUUUUCUAGUUCAAUGGAAAUGGCUUCUCUUCUGACAGGUGGCCAAAGGAGUUCCCUUCCUUUUGGAACAAAAGCUACCUUGCAAGUUAAGGCUCUGCUAAAGUUCUUUGUAAUUCAAUUUCUCCGAAAGAAAUCAGGGUUACUUGCUUUGUUUUAGUCAGCAGUGUCUUGCAUUCUGAUUGACUACAUGAAAGAAUCACUUGUGGCCCCCUUCCUCAGAAAAAGCAGAACAGGAGGAGCUACGAGAAGGAAAGGUGCCCCAUGUUGCACUCUGCUGGAGCUGCACCUUUCUGAAAGAUGCCAUCACGCCAUAGAUGCAAUAGACAGCUCUCCAUCUCCAAGUGGGAAGCUGCUGUGAUGGAGCUCCGAGAGCCUUCAGCACACCCACAACGCCAACAGCAAUAGGAGGCUGAACACUCUGAGGGUGGGGAGACAGGGUCCAGGACCCGUCAGGACGCCAGUGGAAGGAAAAGCCUCACUCUAAGCAAAAAGAUAACAAUUAAUGAUACUCUUACUGCCUUAUCUUAACUGAAGACUAAUUAGACAUCUUUCCAUUAAAUACCAGUGACUUCUCAGGAAAAAUAAAAGCAGCAAAACAACUCUGUGGACACCUGGCUCUUGGAGGCCCAACUAGUGACUUGCUUCAAUGACGGUGUUCUGCUUCAGAGAGUUACAGCUCCUCAUGAAACAUAAACAUGAGACAAACAAAGGAAAAACCGCCACCCCAGCUGCAUUUGGAACUGACUUUGUAACUCUUUAAUAACUGAGGUCACGAUCGCUCUUCUGCCUUCUCCCCACCCCUCAACAUGCUUUUUCCCAUGUCGAUGAUUUAAGGCAAAGAUUUUUCCAGUAUGUGACGUUUUCCUUCCUAUUUUUCAGGUAUAUCAAAGAGUUUACAUAUUCCAAUUCACAUUUUUACAUCUGAGACGGGUUUUUUAAGUUCAUAAUUAAGAAAGAAAUAUGUAUAUUGAGCUUGGGGAAAUAAAAAUGGCAUUUUCUUAAAUUAUUGAUAAUACCACAUCUUCAUUAAAUAACAAUGUAGCAUGAAAAAUUUAUGAUUGAAAUGUAGUUUUGAUUCCAUAUUAAAAUACAGUUUCUGAGAAGAAUCAUUGAAUGGGCUAGAAUACGUUUAAAAAUGAUGCUGUGUCGUUUGGGUUCAGGAAUGACUUAAAAUAAAGCACAUGUUGCAAAGUCA